GUGUCUGGUUUUGUUUCGGAAUUAUGGCUCCGUUUACCCACAAAAAACAGCUACUUUACACAUUAGAAACGCCAUUCCUUACAUUUAUUGCAACAAUUCUUUAAACAUCAGCAAGAACAUCGUACUGUCAGUCGCGAAAUAUUUGAUUGCGUGUGUCAAAAGAAGAAGAAUAGGAAGAAGAAACAAAAGAAAUUAAUAUCUAAUCAGUUUGAAUAGUGAAUUGAUUUGAGUAAUUUUUUUUAACCCUAAUUGUCGCGGUUCCCAUUGUUUGCGAUGAAGACGAAGUUGGUCAGCCAAUGGUGUCAGGAGCCUCAUCCUCCAAUUUUAGUUGCUUUCAUCACAUACUCAAUUGGGUUCCCAUAAUGAAAGACGAAUUGUAAUUGCAUCCAAUUUCCAUGUCGUUUACUUCACUCUGAUUUUCACAAUCCCGCUUCGAAUAGUGAUUUUCCCCCUUUUUUUCGUCGCAUCGAGAAGUACUGGCAGAGAGAGAAAGGAAGGGUUUCACCUGGAGGAUCCCAAUUGGAGACAACCCAGAUCUCCGCUUUUUGUUCUUAUUUUAAAUUUAUGAGGUAAACGCUGACCCCUGAUCAAAUUUUGGCGUUUAAGCUAUACAUUGCUCUCCUUCUGUGGAGUUUAUCCUCGGGAUCAAGCCAUUCAUAUCUUCCAUUGGUCAUCAAAAAUGUUGUAAGCAAAAGACGUUUCUCGCAUAUACCGUGAAAACUUGGAACAUGCGACGAUUCUUGUUCUGUUUUUAGUUUACUUUUCUGCCUUUUCAUGAUUGAUUAACCACUUCGGAUUUCAAAUGAAUUUUUCAUUCGUAUCAGUAAGUUCGAUGGAAAGUGAUGCAUUCUGAUGGGGUAUUGAGUUAUUAGGGAAAUUUUUCUUUCGAUUAAUGGAUCGAGAAGAAAGGAAUCGGCAAGAGGGUGGUGUUAUAUCGAGUCGAAUAGAAACAGGGGUGCCUAAAACCACCAACGAUUUGGUUAGUAGCGAUAAGAUCGAGUCCACCAUUGUGAUAAUCCCAGAAACCACUGCGCCUACCGGCGGCGACAAGGACGCACACGCCCCUGGUAGAGAAACAAGGGAGGGUUCGAAUCUGAACCCUUUAGAAAUUAUAGUGGUUAUUGAUUCGGGUGGGGCUGCAUCUGGAGGUGGAGAUGGAGAAUCGGUUGUGAAGAACAAGGGAAUGGCGUCGGGGAAGGAUUUGGAAAAGAUGAAUUUAAAGUCAAAGAUGUCAGAAGCAAAGGAGAAUCCGGCGUUGGUAAAUGUAAAGCCAAUAGAGGGUAGAGGGUUUGUUGAAGACUGGAAUGGAGAAAGGGUGUGUAGGAUCUGCCAUUUGGCUUCCAACCAAGCGUCAGAGCCUAAAACUGGGACCAGCACGUCGGAAUUGAUUCAACUUGGUUGUGGCUGUAAAGAUGAGCUGGGAAUUUCUCAUACUCACUGUGCCGAGGCAUGGUUCAAGCUCAAAGGAAACAGGUGACAUGAACAAUUACACAAACGACAGAAUGGCGCAGUGACAAAGGUGCAGCACGUAUUUAAGGAGCACAGCGCUCCGGAGUUGAAAGGAAGUAAUAUUGUUAUAGUUGAAACAUGCUGCAGAGGAGAUUGAGUAUUUGAGUGGUUUCACAUUGAUCAACUCAACUGUUUGUUUAUGUACAUAUGCAUGUGAAAUAUAAGGAAAAGAGUCCAAAAACUACAAUUUUCUUUUCAUACUGUCGAACGAGCUGAUGAUUAUCUAAUCCUAAUCGUAAUUAUUAUGACAUUUUGAUCAAUACAGAACGUGCGAAAUCUGUGGCGAGAUCGCCAAGAACAUUGAAGGAGUCGUGGACAACAGUUUUAUGGAAGAAUGGAACGAGGGAAGGUCAGUAGAUAGCUAUGGAAACACA
Molecule: messenger RNA, 1883 nt
Organism: Cucurbita maxima (winter squash)
Lineage: Eukaryota; Viridiplantae; Streptophyta; Magnoliopsida; Cucurbitales; Cucurbitaceae
Exons: 2
Coding region: 893-1477 (194 amino acids)
Molecular function (GO): zinc ion binding
Source: RefSeq, a predicted model, not a curated record